AUGGACAGAAUUUAUAAAAAUGUCAUGAGUAAAGUUCAAGAGAUGAACUAUAUUCAGAGAACUCUGUUCAAGAUAGGCUAUGACUACAAAUUGGAACAAAUCAAGAGGGGAUACGACGCACCACUGUGUAACGUACUAUUGUUUAAAAAAGUAAAGGCACUGCUGGGAGGGAACGUCCGCAUGAUGCUUUCUGGAGGAGCACCGCUCUCGCCUCAGACACAGAGAUUCAUGAACAUCUGUUUUUGCUGUCCUGUUGGUCAGGGCUAUGGACUGACAGAAACGUGUGGAGCUGGAACUAUUACAGAAGUUGCUGAUUACAGCACUGGCAGAGUUGGAGCUCCUCUUAUUUGUUGUGAAAUCAAACUGAGAGACUGGCAAGAAGGGGGCUAUACUAAUAAAGACAAGCCUAAUCCUAGAGGUGAAAUUAUAAUUGGUGGACCCAAUGUCUCAAUGGGAUAUUUUAAGAACGAAGAGAAGACAACUGAAGAGUUCUGCAUUGAUGAGAACGGUCAGAGGUGGUUCUGUACCGGAGAUAUAGGGGAGUUUCAUCCGGAUGGAUGUCUGCAAAUCAUAGAUCGCAAGAAAGACUUGGUAAAGCUGCAGGCAGGGGAAUACGUGUCUCUGGGCAAAGUAGAGGCAGCCCUGAAGAACUGUCCAUUGAUUGACAACAUCUGUGCUUAUGCCAAAAGUGAUCAGUCUUACGUGAUCAGUUUUGUGGUUCCGAAUCAGAAGAAGCUGACGGCGUUAGCUGAGCAGAAAGGCAUCAGUGGAAGCUGGGUGGACAUUUGUAACAAUCCUACGAUGGAAGCGGAAAUACUGCGGGAGAUUAAAGAAGUGGCAAACAAGAUGAAAUUAGAAAGGUUUGAAAUACCCAUCAAAGUACGGUUAAGCCCUGAACCAUGGACCCCAGAGACUGGGCUGGUAACAGAUGCUUUCAAGCUGAAAAGGAAAGAACUGAAAAACCAUUACCUCAAUGACAUUGAAAGAAUGUACGGAGGGAAAUAA
This is a messenger RNA of Mesitornis unicolor (brown roatelo), 1005 nucleotides long. Its product is annotated as long-chain-fatty-acid--CoA ligase 4. Gene Ontology annotation, biological process: neuron differentiation; long-chain fatty-acyl-CoA metabolic process; long-chain fatty acid metabolic process. Gene Ontology annotation, cellular component: plasma membrane; lipid droplet; endoplasmic reticulum. The annotation marks the transcript as partial. The transcript is spliced from 7 exons. Lineage: Eukaryota; Metazoa; Chordata; Aves; Mesitornithiformes; Mesitornithidae. The record is from RefSeq and is a predicted model, not a curated record. Gene Ontology annotation, molecular function: arachidonate-CoA ligase activity.